Molecule: messenger RNA, 5270 nt
Organism: Pezoporus flaviventris
Lineage: Eukaryota; Metazoa; Chordata; Aves; Psittaciformes; Psittacidae
Gene: RNF220
Product: ring finger protein 220
Exons: 16
Coding region: 644-2491 (615 amino acids)
Biological process (GO): protein ubiquitination
Molecular function (GO): metal ion binding; ubiquitin protein ligase activity
Source: RefSeq, a predicted model, not a curated record
GCCCAGGACCUCGCUCUCUCCACGGUCGCUCUGGGCAGCGACAGUUCCAUUUCCCAGCGGCUACGAAACAAAAACUUUUCUAUUUUUCCGAAGGAAAUAAGCGGAUCCACAAACCCACCGGCCGGCUCGGCGCCUUGCUCGUGUUUUCCUUUUUUUCCCCUAUUUUUUUUUUCCUUGCAAAUACCCCAAAUAAGGCUUUUAUUUUUCAAACAGAGUCUCUGAAAAAGGAAAACCCCUUCCAGGGUUUCUGUUUGCUCAGGAACCCCCGAACAACCGGUAAUUUCAUUUACUCCGAAGCUUUCAUUUUUGCAAGCGCGCAGUCCCCGUGUGAACUUUAGUUUUAAGCCGUACCAAAAAUGCGCGAUCCCUGCUCGAAGACCGAAUGAGUUUUUAUUUCGAAACUCACGUUGGUAAAGCCGCCGCUUUAGCUUAAUUUUGGCCGAGGCUGAAGUUUGGCCAACAUCCUCGCCCCUCCUCGGGUCCUUCAUCCCCAAAAGAUUGCCGCCCUUGCCCCCGACUGCUUUCAGUGUUCGGAGGGCGAUGAUGCUCCAGUAAUUUUCCUCGCUCCAUUCCCAGGCAUCGCUUUGCUUUCCUUCCAGGGAAGAUUGUUCCGCUUGUAAUCCUGCUGACAAAAGAGACUCCGAUGGACUUACACCGGGCCGCGUUCAAGAUGGAGAACUCACCCUAUCUCCCCAACCCACUGGCCUCCCCGGCGCUGAUGGUUCUCGCCUCCACUGCUGAAGCCAGCCGUGAUGCUUCCAUUCCCUGCCAGCAGCCGAGGCCUUUUGGGGUCCCCGUGUCAGCAGAUAAGGACGUGCACAUUCCCUUUACCAAUGGCUCAUAUACUUUUGCCUCCAUGUAUCACCGGCAAGGCGGGGUGCCGGGAGCGUUUGCAAACCGUGACUUUCCUCCGUCCUUGCUUCACCUCCACCCCCAGUUCGCACCCCCUAACCUGGACUGCACCCCGAUCAGUAUGUUGAACCACAGCGGUGUUGGGGCUUUCCGCCCCUUUGCAUCUACUGAGGACCGGGAGAGCUAUCAGUCAGCUUUUACACCGGCCAAGCGCCUGAAGAACUGCCAUGACACUGACUCACCCCAUCUGCGCUUCUCCGACACCGAUGGGAAGGAGUAUGAGUUUGGCACGCAGCUCCCCUCCAGCUCCCCCGGCUCCCUCAAAGUUGAUGAUACGGGGAAGAAGAUCUUUGCCGUUUCUGGCCUCAUUUCUGACCGGGAGACCUCAUCCAGUCCCGAAGACCGAAGUGACAGAUAUAGAAGCGACAACCAAAGAGGGCCCCAGGCGUCUGCAACUGCCACUCAUCGUAUGAUUUUAACUCUCCCCCUCUGCAAAAAGAAAGCAACCUUGUUUGACAGCCAGGCUCCGAUCUGCCCUAUCUGCCAGGUCCUCCUUCGCCCUGGGGAGUUGCAGGAGCACAUGGAGCAGGAACUGGAAAAGCUCACCCAGCUGAACAUCAGCAAGAGCUCCAUCCUGAAGGAUGCCAUGGCAGCAGGCACCCCCAAGUCAAUUUUGUUGUCGGCCUCAAUCAAGCGAGAAGGAGAUUCUCCGACAGCAUCACCCCACUCCUCAGAUGACAUCCAUCACUCUGACAGAUACCAGACCUUCCUGCGGGUGCGAGCGAACCGGCAGACCCGGCUGAACGCUCGGAUUGGAAAAAUGAAACGGAGGAAGCAAGACGAAGGGCAGGUAUGUCCCCUCUGCAGCCGACCUCUGUCAGGAUCCGAGGAGGAGAUGAGUAGGCAUGUGGAACAAUGCCUUGCAAAGAGAGAAGGUUCAUGCAUGACUGAGGAUGACUCUGUGGACAUUGAGAACGAGAACGGCAACCGAUUCGAAGAGUAUGAAUGGUGUGGGCAGAAGAGGAUACGGGCUACUACUCUCCUGGAGGGAGGAUUUCGAGGUUCUGGGUUUAUCAUGUGCAGUGGCAAGGAGAAUCCAGACAGCGACGCUGACUUGGAUGUGGAUGGAGACGACACACUUGAAUACGGGAAAGCACAGUACACAGAGGCAGACGUUAUCCCUUGCACUGGGGAAGAGCCAGGUGAAGCCAAAGAGAGGGAAGCGCUCCGAGGUGCUGUUUUAAAUGGUGGCACACCCAGUACCCGAAUAACACCGGAGUUUUCUAAAUGGGCCAGCGAUGCAGAAAUGCCCUCAACGAGUAAUGGCGAAAGCAGUAAACAGGAGACCAUGCAGAAGACCUGUAAGAACAGUGACAUUGAAAAAAUAACAGAAGACUCGGCAGUGACAACAUUUGAAGCGUUAAAGGCUCGUGUCCGUGAGUUAGAAAGGCAGCUUUCCCGUGGGGACCGCUAUAAAUGUCUCAUUUGCAUGGACUCUUACACAAUGCCCCUGACUUCCAUUCAGUGCUGGCAUGUGCACUGUGAAGAAUGCUGGCUGCGGACUCUGGGUGCCAAGAAGCUCUGUCCCCAGUGCAACACCAUCACGUCUCCCGGAGACCUUCGGCGCAUCUACUUAUGAAGGACCCAGCGGGAGGGCAGGCCCCAGCUACUCGGCUCAGCUCAUCCAUCACACCAAGGGGGAGAGGAACGACAGCAACAACAAAAAAGACCUUUUAAAAUUCAGAGAAGAUGAAAGGUUACAAACAAAGCAGAGACUCCAGGCACGGACUCGAGGAUACAGGAGCAGUGGGCUCGCGUGUUGAGACCUCCUUCAGCACCCGCAGCGGGCAAAACCAAACCCUUUGUUGUGAAGCCCCCUUUUUUAAGUACCAGUAUUGCCCAUCACCCGUCCCCUGGAGCUGGCUUUGCAUCGCGGAUGGCUCGUGAGCCCUCCUUUGGACUGUGUUGUUCACCACUCUGACCCCAGGAGACCUGGGGACAAGGGACCCUUGCCAGGAAGAUGUUAAAUAACCUGUAACUUGUGUUCUUCGUUCAGUUUCGUUCUGGUUUUGUUUUUAUUUGGUUCAGUUUGGGUUUUGGUUUGGUUCCGUUUUGUGGUGUUCUAGUGAUAAAACAAAAAGUUUAAAGGAAAAAAAAAACCCACACCCAGGCAGAAAUGAAGCACAUGUAAUAUAGAUUAUAUAUGUUUACAAUGUUGUGUAUAAAUGGGAUAGACUCAAACAUUACAUACUAAUAAGUUUCCCUUUCUGGUUUGUUUUUUUUUUUGGGUUGUAUUUUUUUUAAAGAAGAAGAAAAAAAAAAUGAGCAGAGAACAUUAAACCCAUAUUUUUCUUGGUUCAGCAAAGUUUUGGCAUUAAAGUCAUUAGUUUAAACAAAGUAUAUAUAUACAUAUAUAUAAUAUAAAUGGUUUAAUGUUCUGUGGUGUAUAUUUCCUCAUUCAGAUAUGAAGUUAACAGCUUUUAGUAAUGGCUGUAGCAUUGCCCAUAACUUACAGAACUUAUGGGGAGUAGAGGAGGUGGAUUUUUGUCAUUAGUUGUAGCUAAUGGGGCUAUUUAUAAUAGAAUCGUUAUCCCCGGAAAGACACGGCUUUUAACUCCUCGCCAGGGGACCGGGCAGGGCGGGGGGAUCUGGCUCAGCCCCCUUUGCCUUUCCCAGCUGGAGAAGGAGCAAAUGGUGUGGAGCUGGAGCCCCUCGUGCCUCCUCCAAGGCCGUAGCCCCUGCCCCUGCCUGGCUUUGCUUUGCUGCUCCCAGUGCCAAGGCAGGAUGCUGGGAAGCGGUGGGCACAGGGAGGGAUGGAGGGGUCUGAGCGAUGGCUUGUUGGUGGCUUGGCUGGGAGGGGCUUGGCCGGUCCCCUCGGUGCCCUGGCAGCCAGCACUGCAGAGCCAGCCCCUGGCUUCUCACAGGUCUCUCCUCCUGCAGCCUGUGUUUGCAAAGGGGAUUUUGGCGCUGAGAGCCAGCCCUGCCUCAUCCCCAGGGCUUCCCAGCUGGGAUGCUUCCAGCUGGGGCCAGAGGUUCCCUGCAGCCCCAGGUUCUUCCACGCGGUCCCUCAUGCUUGUCCCUGUGUCCCCUGUCCUCAGCCUUAACCAAAGCUGCCGUCUGGCCUGUUGUUUUGUUGGUUUUUGUUUUAUCUCCAGGACCCAGGAAACAGAUUCUGAUCCAUUUCCCAAGGUGAACGCAUGCCCUGUGUGCUGACUGCUCCCAGCCCCAGCUUCCCGGGCAGCCAUGGGGUGCCAGCUCCCCAAAGUCAGAAGACAGGGAGAUGGAGAAGCUCAUCUCCUCCACUCCCGCUGGGUCUUUCCAAGCAGAUCCCACCUGGCACCACAGAGUGGCUGGGGAAUUUUAAGACAGUCCAGAGCCAGCAGUGGAUGAGGGGUUUGGAGCUGGGCACCGCUGGGCUGAUGGGGUGUUUCCAGAGAGGGAAGGGAUAGGGAGGUAGGAUGCCUGGAGUGAUAGUCCCAUUGCCACUUCUCUGCCCUGAGCUUGGUGCUGUUUUGCAGAGAACAACUGCUGCCCUUGGCAUCUCCCAGGUGAUUCCAGAAGGAUCCCACUGCACCCAAACCAAAUUGAAGGAGCUGUAUUUACAAACACCUCAGCAAAAGGCAGCAGUUCCCAAUUGAGAUGCAUCUCCUGGGUGUCCACGCUCACAGCAGCAUGGUGGUCUCAGACCAGAGCUGCAGCCUCCCCUCCUUGGGAGCACAUCCCUGUGGAAUGCCUGGGGACCAGAGGAAGCCAGGGCACUCCCAUAGGGUCCUGCCUCCCCCUGGGCAGGGGAAGGGGCUCAGCGGUGGGUAACCCUCCAGCCAGCAGCACUGGGGAUGGGGAAGGGCAGGGACAGAGAACAUGGGUCUGGGUUUAUAGAGGUGGGAGGGAAGCUUUGGGAUGAGUAUGGAUGGGCUGUGAGUGCUGGAUUUGGAGAGGGUGCAGUGGGUUUGAGAGGCAGGAUACCCCAUCCUAACCUUUCAUUGGGAAUAGGCCCCAGGAGGGAGCCAGCCUUUCUGGCGGGUGUUGUGGACCAGCCGUGUGCUCUAUGUACGUCUGUGUAAAGCCACGUGUAACUCGUCGUUGGUUCUUGGUUUUGGGGGUUAGAUUUUUGUUGCUUUCUUUGGUUUCAUUGUAAAGCCAUCCCCUGUUUUCAAAGGGGGGCUGCAGGGGGAAGGCUGGGGAGAGAGGUUGGUCACAGGCAUCCGCCACUUCCCCUCUUCUGGAAUGAGUUGAAAUGAUUUAAAAAAGAAAAGAAGACCUAUUGGAGUUACCUAUCUUUGCCCAAAGAAUCCCAGUUGCACAAAGCGAUAUUCCAGUGUGUCGAUGAUUGUGUGUCAGUGUAUAUUAUACAAAAAGGUACUUGUCACUCCCGUUUGUAAACUACAUUUGACAUUAAUUAAACAAGUAUAAAUCUU